GCACGAAGAGCGGCCGCUACCAUCACUUGUGCCACUUCUCCUGGGGAUACCAAAAAACGAGAUGCGGCUCUUAGUAGUUGGUUUGGCAUUGAUGGUGGGCGGAGCCUGGGGCCAAUCCCACUUUUCCAACAUCGAGAAAGAGCCCCUAGGUCUUCCUAGUGAUUACUUUGAACACCACGACGUUGAGCAGAAGAGUGUGGGUUCCGGAGCUCGCACGGACGUUCAUCAUCACUACCUAGGGGACCACAGCUCCUCCUUCGCCUCAGUUGGACAGCUGCCCUUCGGAGUCCGUAUCCCCGGGUACGAUAGAGUCCAUUACUCCUACGGAUACACCGUAUCUGAAGAGCCGAACCCGAACAGACCUCAGAUCCAACUAGAGACGGCAGAGGAAGCCAGAAAUCAGUUAGCCAGUUCUGGAUUUCAUUCUGUUAAUUUUCCCGAUCCUCAAAAGACCAUUAUGGUGUCUCCUGGCACGGAGUAUCUUACACAGUCAGCAGUGCCACCUAGCAGUGUGCAUCUAAUUCCAAAGGGUAAAAUUCCGUCUCCAUCGGUUCCUCUGCCACUGAUAGACGAUUAUCUUUCCCCUGACCCCAAACCCCGAACAGACCCUUCCCCUAACACACCUAUGCCAGUGACUGACCCUCCUAUGUUAUCACCAGUGAUACCUGAGGCGGAAUCGACUCCAGAUACUGAACCUUUUACCACCGUCACACCGGCAGAGUCCCUGCCUCCCGUACUUCAGCCACACGGCGUGAGAGGUAAACAGGCGGCUGAUACAUCUGCACCGAUCAAGGAAGCCUCACCUUCACUUCUCCAGGAGACUGACCACAUCACUGUUCAUUCAGAGCCAUCAGUGAAGCAGCCUAUAGUAAUUUUAGCUGAGCAACACGACCAACCUAUGGAGCUCAUGGCUGAAAUGUCUUCAGGUCCUCCUUUAGAAGUGAUCGAAGAGAAUGCUACAGAGCCGGUGGUGGUGCAGGAAGACCUGACAACACAGGUGCCGGUGAGAGCACUGCCGAAGUACCAGCCACAUAUACAUAAUACCCAGUCAGAAGGACCCGACCUGCUUCCUGUGAUGCGAGAAGAGCAACACAAGGUGACACAAGCUCUCUCCAAGGAACCAUCUCGGCUGAGAGAUUCAGUCGUUGUGAGAGGAACACCCUACCCAUCUUCCAUCUCCGUCUUCAGCAAAACUGAAGAUAAUGCAGUCGGAGCCAGGUCCUUCCCGCCACAGGAACCAGUAGCGGUCAUCAAUAGGGACAAACCCGAGUGCUCCCAGAGUAGGGAAUGUAGCGACUAUGAAGUGUGUGUGAAUGAGAAGUGCGUCGACGGGUGUGUGAUAGCUGAGGGUGUGUGUGUAGGUAAUGCUCAGUGUCGCACCCGGCGCCACACUCCCGCCUGUGUUUGUCUCGAUAUGUCUGUAUCCGUCACGGUGUAUAUUGGAGGACGUCAGGCGUAUGACUGUAAGCCUACAGCCAUGUCGGUGCAUCGUAGUCGUCCAGGCCUCCAGAGGCCCGUUGAUGUCUCUGGCCGCAUCUUGAACAGGGGUCGGCAACCCCAAAUCUCCGAAGUCGGUGGCACCUUUCACAAUUCUCACCGGACAGACAUGUCCAGUGAGAGAGUGGACAUCUUCCAGCGAGAGGAGUUUGACACUUCAAGAAACCCUUGCCAACCCAGCCCUUGCGGGUCCAACACCCGCUGCGAGACCGCUCGAAGUGGCGGGAUCGCUGGGCGUAAUACCGUGCAUGCUCGCUGCCGUUGUCUCGAAGGAUUCGUACCCAAUGGAAAUACCAUCGUCGGUUGCAAGUAUCAAUGUUUAGAUGACAGAGAGUGUCCAGACGAUUAUCAGUGUCGCGGGCAGAAGUGCGUGCGGGUGUGCGAGGCGGGCGCAUGCGGCAUCAACGCUGACUGCGAGGCCGUGAAUCACAAGCCUCGCUGUUCCUGCCCACCAGGAUUCAGAGGCAACCCUGAAUCUAGGUGCUCUAGAGAACAGAUUGAGGUUCGGGACGCCCCAGAACCUCUCGAGGUGGAUCCUUGCUUCUCGUCGCCCUGUGGUGAAAACGCUGACUGCAGGGAUGAGCGAAGCAGAGCUGUGUGCACCUGCCCAUUCGGCUAUUCCGGAGAUCCCCUUACCAGGUGCAACCGUGGAGAGUGCACAGAGAACGACCACUGCUCGCCCAACAAAGUGUGUCAAGGGCUGAAGUGCAUCGAUCCUUGCUCCGACAGGUCAAUGUGUGGUGCCAAUAGUAAUUGCCAAGUGAGGAAUCACCAAGUCAUCUGCACUUGCAUUUCCGGAUAUGUUGGUGAUGCCGUCAGAGGCUGCGACAGGUUUGACCCCGCAACACUGUGCAACCCGAGCCCGUGUGGCCAGAACACGAACUGCAAGGUGAAGGAUGGACGCGCUGUGUGCUCCUGCUUUGUAAACUACCGUGGAGACCCUCUCACAAAAUGUAUCCCAGACUGUGAGCGCAACGAAGAUUGUUCAUCCUCUCAGACCUGCAGGAACAAUGUGUGUGUCAACCCAUGCAGUGGCAACGCGUGUGGCGAGAAUGCCAUCUGCGAAGUGAGGAACUACCAGGCCAUCUGCAGAUGUCCAGAGUACUACUCGGGAGAUCCCUACAACAGAUGCACAGCUCAGUGCUUUGAUCAUGACGACUGCCCGAAUCACCAAGCAUGCUCCCUGCUGAAGUGCAUCAACCCGUGUGAGGGAGCAUGUGGUGAGCGCGCUGACUGCAAGGUCAACGACCACCAACCUAUUUGCUCCUGCCCCAGGGGCAUGACCGGCCAUCCCUUCGAAAGGUGCCGCCCCUUCACCGACGAGGAUUUCUGCAAACCCAACCCAUGCGGUGAUGGUGCCAACUGCCAACCUGGUACAGACAGAAGUGGGGUGAAGAAGGCAGUUUGCACGUGCCCUCACGGUUACAUCGGUAACCCUCUGUCACGGUGCACAAAGGGCCAAUGCACUCAAGACAACGAGUGUCCUGGUUCCCAGACCUGCUUCCUUUUCGAGUGCAAGGACCCUUGUGUAGGCAUCACCGGCAGCGUGUGUGGUGAGAACGCCAAGUGCAUUGUCAGGGACCGCAAGCCUGUGUGUUCCUGCCCUGUUGGAUACACUGGUGACGCUCGCCAGGCUUGUUCCCCAGCACCUCACAGCCGCGGCCGCUUCUCUCUAGGCAGAUUCAAGUAGUGAGACAUACACAAAGACACGUCCCCCUUAAUUCCCCUUGGACAGAUAUGAAGCGUCAAGAAGAAAUGGAGAGGCUACAGAAUGGUGAAAGACUGGCUGUUGUGUCGUCCAUUUGAAGCAGGGGAAGGCAGACUUGAGUAAUAUUAAUUGAACUGUUAUGAAGUUUUGUCGGUAGCGUCGUUGGAGUAAUUUGUCAGUGUUCAAGGCUCUCUAGCUUAUUUAGAAGAGAUGCGUAAAAAAAUACCGAAACUACUGCGACUUCUCACCCGUGGGAAGGGAAGAAUUACACCACAAAAUACUAGACUACAGUAAACCACCUUACAACAUACACUGUAUUUAAAUUCGCUUCAGUAAUACAGUAAUAAAAACUUAAUUAUGCGAAAAAAUACAUUUAAUUAAUAAAAAGUUCGAAUUUUUCUAUACUUUGUAAUAUAAAAAUAUUCUCUGAUCGGCGUUUUGACCGAGAUGUUGGUACAUCAGCAGAUAAAAUAAAUUUUCAAUACUCGAAUUCAAUUAUUCAGUUUCCGGGUUGCAUUUGGCAAUGAUCAGUUCAAACACUAACGAGCCCUCUACUAAAAAAAAAAAUCAACCUCUUGGUCUUACCCCGGAAGGGUCAAUGUUGUCUGUGCUCGGUGUCACACGAACCUUACACCACACCAAGCUUUACUUCAUUAAUAAUAGUUCCAGUUAACCAGCCGUAGAUUUGCACAAACUCUUUUUUAUUUUUUUUAAUCAACUUUUGUAAAGUCGGCGAAGCGUUGUAUAAUAUAAAAUCAACUUAGGGCUGUCGCUUGCAGUGGUACUAAAAUACGAACCGAAACAUUGUCCAAUCGUGUCUGCUUUUCCUAGUCAUCCUAUACUAAACAUUGUGUAGAAAACGGGAGCUGGUGUUUUAUAAAGAUGAGCGUGUAAGAAGAAAUGGGAGGUGUUAACAGCGUAAAAUGCUCUAGAAGGCUGUCUCUUCGAGUUUUUCUGGUGGAACUUUACUCCAGUGAUCAAUGUAAACCCUGGGUGCAGAUUUCUGAAAGAUUCUUCAUCGCGACAUUCAUGUUAGGAGAGCCUUAGUGCACUGCCUGUGUUUCGGCCCCACCCCGUUCCGCCCACUUUCUAAAUGGGCUCCGCCUAGCCUCUUUUUUCAAAAAAAAUGCUUUCUCAAUGAACCCAGUUCAUUGGGUCAUACUUAGCCUCUUCCAGACCCUAUUUCCUCAAUAAGUCUCGCCCGUUGGGCCUCAUCACUCAGUCUAGCUUUGUCCCCGCCUACUGUGUCCUCGUCCCACCUUCACCCCCGUUGGGAGGAUACCUGUAGCCAAGACAUCUUUCAGAAUAUGUAUGUAUGUAUGUAUGUGUCACUCGAGAGUUCCCAUUGCUGUGUAAUUAUUCCUAGUUAGUAGAGAUCCUCGAACUGAGCCUUCGUCCCCCUCACUAGUUAUGGGUUAUACCAAAUAACACACUAAUAUUAUUCUUCAUUAAUAUAUAUAAAUACAAAAUACAAAAAUCUA
Messenger RNA from Cherax quadricarinatus, 4686 nucleotides. Its product is annotated as neurogenic locus notch homolog protein 4. Lineage: Eukaryota; Metazoa; Arthropoda; Malacostraca; Decapoda; Parastacidae. The record is from RefSeq and is a predicted model, not a curated record. Gene Ontology annotation, molecular function: calcium ion binding.